This is a messenger RNA of Heterobilharzia americana, 249 nucleotides long. The record is from the annotation of a GenBank genome assembly. Lineage: Eukaryota; Metazoa; Platyhelminthes; Trematoda; Strigeidida; Schistosomatidae.
AUGAAGUUUGAAUUUGAAGACAUUAGUACAUCUCAACAAUACUGCCAAAUUGGAACACUUGUUCACAGCGCACUACUUUCGUGUGUUACGUUACCUAGUGACUUCCGAAAGCUUGGCAUUAUGGAUUUCCUUAAACGUUCAAAAUUUGAUAAGUUAAUCGAGAAGGCAACAAGUGAAAUGCUGAUAGAAUCAGACAUCGAGAGUACAAUAACAAUUUGUGACGUGGUGCGGAGCCAAGAGAUUUCGUAA